GCCUCUGAGACUGAGCUGUGCAGUGCAACUCAGUUUUGGGAUUAAUCUUAUGCACAGAGAGCAUUUGAAGGUUUGGAGUGUGCUGUGGGUUUGGGAUGUACUGGAUGUAGGGAUUUGCAACACCAGAACUCAAUGCCCUUGGCAAAGUCAUGUCAUCAGGCAAAGUCUAGGAACUGAGCCCAGGACAGACUCGAGGAGCAGACUGGACUGGCCAUAGUGGACAUUUGGAGAUUGUAGCCUAGCAAUGGACAGCUGGACUCUCCAGGGGGACAGCUAUUCCUUCACACGCAGUUCUCCCCGCACCUUUUCCCUCUGCCAUCGUGACGGGACCCCUAACCACGUUGAAAUUUUUGACAUUAUUAACAUUCCUAAUCAGCGCACUGCUAUCUCCGAGACUACCUGCCUUUGUGACAUUUUUGGAGACAGCUGUGAGUCACCAUCUAUUCCAACCAGCUCUACUACUGGGGCUUGUGUCCUUUCCCAGGGGGAGUUGGAGGGUGUAGGUACUGCAUCACCUCUGGUUGAUGAUCUGAAUGACUCCUCAGAUUCUUACCACACAGCCCAAGGUUCCAGUGAAGGAGAAGAGCUUUUUGAAUAUUCAAGAGACAGGGUUCACAGCCUGAUUUUAGAACCAAAAAGCAGUUCUCCAUUGCCUCAUCUUCAUACAACUGGGGGAUCAUCUGAAAUCCUCAAUACUGAUUGUAGUGAGAGAAGUCCCUCUUCUGGACAUAACUGCCACAGGACUCUCAGUCCAGAGGGAAGCGUGUCACCCUUUGCUUCUUCCUCAGUUGGAGCAAGAAGUUCUCCAUCAUCACACAAUCAAAGACAAGUUCACACAGAAGCUGAAUCAAGGUGCGACACUCCAACAUCCAAAAACGGACAUAUCAACUCCUCACCAUCUUUAAAUCAAAGUACCUCCCCUGGAUCUAACUACAUUACCACUACAUCCUCCUCUGACUCUGUGUGCACGCAAUCUUUACCUGACUUCAGAAAAUCCCAAGUCUCACCUGAACCUAACAGCCUAUUGUUUUAUAAAAACAGAAGUCCCUCACCGGGGUAUACACCAAAAGAUUUUAGUCUAGAUUUUAUAACAUCAACUUUUCAACCACGAGUUUUACCUCAAACUAACUUAUCCUCAUCCAGUAGUACAGAUUUAUCGUCCCAGUCAAGAGAAACAUUGCUCUCUCCUGAGCUGAAGACUAGGUCUUACUCCCCUGACAUUGGUGCUUCAUCACCUUUUCCAGAGCUUAGAGGGAGGAUCUCUCUACCUGACCUCUUCAGCAGAAGCACUAUACCUGGUACAGUAGAUUCAUCCUGCACUCCUGAGUUGAACUCAGCUCUUUCCACUCCAGGAACAGACAGUACAACAGCUCCUGAGAGCAACAACACAAGGCUAUUAACUGGCCCUGGGAGGGCCACGCCAACACCUACCCCACAAUACACUCCUCCCUCACCUGUAGGUCCAUUAGCCCGAUCUUUGGAUUUUGAGGAGAGUCCUGUCUCACCUGGCACGCUCAGUACUUCAUCUUUGUCUGAGAUAAGAAGUCCCUCUCCUAGCCCCUCACCACAAAUAGCAGCUAUCCUGCCCCAAAGUCCCUCUUUUAGCUCCUCAACCCAAAUAGCAGAUAUUGUCUUGCCCAGACCUCCAUCUUCUAGCCAUUCACCUCAGCGAACAUCUGGUAUCCAACCCAAAACUCCCUCUUUGAGCCCCUCAACCCCAAUAUCAGAUAUUAUCGUACCCAAAUCUCCAUCUCCUAGCCCUUCCCCUCAACUAACAGCUAGUAUCCGACUCCAGACUCCCUCUUUGAGCCCUUCAACCUCAAUAUCAGAUAUUAUUGUACCCGUAUCUCCAUCUCCUAGCCCUUCCCCUCAACUAACAGCAAGUAUCCGACCCCAGACUCCCUCUUUGAGCCCCUCGACCCCAAUAUCAGAUAUUAUCUUACCCGGACCUCCAUCUCCUAGGCCUUCACUUCAACUAACAGCUAGUAUCCGACCCAAAACUCCCUCUUUGAGUCCCUCAACCUCAAUAUCAGAUAUUAUCGCACCUGGAACUCCAUCUCCUAGCAUCUCACCACAAAUAAUAGCUAAUAGCCUACCCCAAUCUCCCUCUUUUAGCCCCUCAAUUCCUAUAUCAGAUAUUAACUCACCCAGAACUCCACCUCUUAGUCCUUCACCUCACCUAACUGCGAGUGUCCUACCACAGACUGUCUUUUUUAGCCCCUCAACCAAAGUAACAGAUAUUAUCUUACCUGGAACUCCAUCUCCGAGCAUCUCACCACAAAUAACAGCUAAUAUCAUUCCCAAAACUCCCUCUUUAAGCCCCUCAUCCCAGAUAACAGAUAUCUUACACAGAACUCCAUCUUCUAGCCCUUCACCUCGAAUAACCAAUUUCACCCCACCCAGAACUCCCUCUCCUCAGUCCUCAACUCAGAUAAACCAAGAUUUUACAUCAUCCACUGAAUCCAGGGCUGAGGUGUCUUCAUCUUUGGGAAAUUAUAGUUCAUCCUCUUCACCUAACAUUAGAAAGAACUACUCUCCAAUAGAAUCCUGUCACGGUAACACCACACCAGAAAUCAGAAUUACAACAUCCUCACCUGAAGUCAGUAAGCAAGAGAAAUCAUCUGCAGUUGCAUUAACAACUGACUCUUUAGAUCAACACUCUGACUCAGGUUCAUCCCGAAGCCUCACAUCAUCCCCGCAUAUCACAAGAAUCUCAUACUCUAUCAUUCAACCUGAGGACCGAGACACAGCCCUAUUUCCUGAACUGUCCCGUUUCUCUGCCUCUGGACUGAAGAGGACAAGUACAUCACCUGAAGCAAGAAGCACUACCCCAAGCAGAGACAGCAGCAUACAAAGCAGCGUAGAAAAGUCCAUCUGCAGACCACAAGACUCAUCUCAUAUAACAGGCUUCUCAAGCUGUCUGCUGCCGCCUGAAGCAUCUGUCUUGCACAAAGUCGAAAUCCAAACACCUUCUCCUGUGCCAAGGCAUCAAAGUCCAUCUGACAGCUUCCAAAGUCCCUCACAUCAACACAAAAGUAGAGACCUAUCACCUGGUGCAUCAUCACCUGUUCAAAGGUAUCAUCAGCAUUCUCCAACAACCUUCUCCACAGAAUUUACCAACAGUUAUAGACCAUCAACUCUUCCUCUCUGUGACACAUCAGAGAUUGAGGAAGCUUCCCCUUUAACUGAUACUGCAGAAAUAGAUUCUACCACAAAUUUAGCAAAAGUCAAGUUGUCAACAUCAACUGAAUCACAUGAAGGAGACAAAUCUAUUGUAGCUGAAAAGAAAAGUAGUUUCCCAGUGGUGUCAGUUCCUUCACCCCAAUCGUCUUCGCCUUCUUUUGCUGACGAAAAAGUAUUUGCUAAUUCACAGACACAGCAAAGUGCAGAGAGAGACACGGCAUUGAUAACAACCCUUCAGAAAAACUCAACUUUAGCUUCCUUUUCUGAAGAGUAUAAUACUGACCCCAACUUUGUCCAAGAAGUCGCUCCGCUGAACAAUUUCCAUACUGAAACAGAAUCUGAAAAUCGCGUAGUCUUUGUUGAAGACAGAACCCCAAACAACUCACCUGCCUUCAAGGAUACGUCAAACCUAUCGGUACAGAGAGUAGACCCACAACCCCAGCUCAGUAUGUAUCCCUUAAACUCUGAUAUUAAAGAAAAUAGCAGCUUAUUAAAACCUGCAUGUACAUCUGAGCCUUUGAAACUACAGCCAUCAGCCAAAGUUACACAGGAAAACAGAGACAAAUCCAUGAAGGAGAUGGCUCACUAUAUAAACAGAAGAAAAAACCCCUCACCCCCACUCACCAGGUUUACACCUGUGCACAUUAUAGCCCCUGAAAAACCACACAGACAGUGGCAAAACAGACGCUGCAGCUCCCCUGAAAUUCUAGGAUCUUGUCAGCGUGAUAAUUUAAAGGAACUGGUGACAAAUAGGGAAAGCCCCAGUGUUGCCCCCAUUGACCGUAAUAGCCAGGCGGAGUGGGUCAGGCAGUGGAAGCAAUUGGAGAUGGAGAGAGAAAUGCAGCUGGAUGAAAAGAAAGUGAUAGGUAGAGAAAAGCAAAGCAGCAGAAACAGGGAGAGAGGGAGGAAGAGGGAGGAGCGGUCACCAGAAAAGAGGGCGGAGUGGCAGGAGGACACCAGUUACAGAGGGGAACAGGUUGAGCUGUCAUUCAACGCCAGGAAUAGAAGAGGCCCUGCGAGUCGACGUACAGCCCUCACAAGCAGCAACAACCACCACGGACUGCCAACAGCACAUUCCUCUACAGAGAGUUUGCUUCCAACCAGACAGCUCCAGCAACAACAGAAUUUGCCCAGAGCACAAAUUUUCCAGCAAGACAACAGGAGCGGUGGUCCUAACAGGCGACUUCAGCUUUCUGCACCCCAGAACAAGAGCAACACUUGUGGACGCGGGGCCACAAACAGGCCUGCCCGGAGUUCAAGCUCCAGCAUGGGAAGUGAGCUUGAUGACACGGACAAUGAAGUGAACUGGUUUACAGACGUGGCUUUCAGCAGCCUCUCGAGCUCUGAGGUAGAUUACCUUGAUGUUUACAACUCAAGCCAUCGUUCAUCAACCAACAUUUCUCAGCCAUCUACUCAAGAAAGCCCAGCUGGGGUGAAUGCCGCCUGGCUAGCCUACGCUGACUUCAGAGGUUCUGCUCAAAAGCUGGACAAUGAUGAUCUCCCAAUUCAGCAAGUGUCUACAUCCUACUCAGAUGAACUAGAUCCAUCAAAGGGCUAUGAGAUGGGCAGCUUUGAGUGUGUGGAUGUUGCUGUUGAAAGAGAAGACUGUAGGAAGGGGAAAAGAGGAGUGCCAAAAAGACAGAUCCAACUGAAGAGGAAGAAUAUUGUCGAAGUGAAGCAAGAUGAGACCAGUGACAGCAGUAGUCCUGGGAUUCCUGUCAUGGAGGAUAGAUCCUGCCUAGAAAGUCACUCAAGAGAGAGCUUUGUAAAACAACACUGUACACAAGUCUCCAUGCAAGACUGCUACCAUUCUGAGCCUGUGCCUGAUCGGCAAAGUGAUAGAGACUUUAGUCUCCAGAAAUGUGCUUCUGAAGAUGAGAUGUGCACAAAGACCAAGAUGGCCACGUGCUUCAUCAAGAGCGUCUUGUCCAAGAAGAUGCAAAGUGUUGACAUGGAACCUAAUGAUCAGGAAGAAGAGGAGACAACUGCUGCUUCAGUGGCGGAAAACCCACUAAGUGAGACAACAAUGACACGAAAUCACUCGGAUUAUAGUGUUUCAUCAGCAGUUUCAUCUGCUCUUGCAGUGAGAGGAGAUCCAAGAACAAAAAAUGAAGCUGGAACAAAGAAAAGCAACAGAGAGAAAUCCAGUGGCACACCACGUUCAAAUGAGAACAGCAGAAGUUUGAAUUUUUUACAGACUGACAGUGAAGAUACUGAAGCUCAACUCAGCAAUGCAACCUCAGUGCAACCCAAAGGGAUGUCAGAACCAAGACUGCCAUGUGACGGUCAAUGUCUCCUCUCAAACCAGGUCCCCAGAACUGGAGUAAAAGGAUCAGGUAACAGAAAACCAUGGGAGGAAAAUGAUGGAGGUGACUUUGCAAAUGCCGCUGUUGGGAACACAGGAGCUACUUUCUCCUCUGGAGCCGAAAGUCCUGAGAGCACAACAAUAACCACUGAGGACAACAGACAGCUGCAACAGAAUGAAACGAGGGUCGAUGUGUUAAAAAAACAAGAGAUUACCCUCAAACCAACUCCUGUCAUGGAGAAAAAGAAGUCUUCCCUCACUGUAUGUGUAACACCUGAGGCGCAAAAUAUGCCUGAGACACGGUGCAAAGUGGCUUCAUCAGAUGUUCCUUUCAUAGAAAAAGCAGAAAGAGUGGACACCAGUACAAGUGUGGAAACAGAGAAAGAAGGUAACGAAAACAAUAAAGUUAAGGCUCCCAUCCACAAAGUCAGGGAUGUUAGGCGGCUUGUAAAAAAUACAUAUAAUUUAUCCUUUAAAGCUACCAGUGACUUAAUGCAAUCAAAUGAGAAUGAAGAAAAGUCAGAAAAUGAACAUAAGAGGGAUGAAAUAACACAAGAAGGGAGGGAAGACAUCAUGGAAGGAGACGAGGGAGUUUUGAGACUUGAGAAUAAGCAAUAUCAAGGGGAUGACAUGUUCAGAGUGGAAAGUAAAGAGGAGGUGAAAGAUACAAAGCCUCAAACAUUAUUGGCACCUCUGCAGAGGGGGAUGCCUCUUUCUCGUCCCCAACCAAUGCAAAUAGAAUGCAGAGCUGUUUGCCUGAAAGAAAACAAAAACAAAGUGACACCUAGCAAGCCAGACUCACAACACCUGGAAGACAAAAUCAUAGAGGAAAGCCAAGAACCAGAGAAAGUCUGUAAUGCAAACACAGAGAACUCCACAACCGAGGAUGCAGAAGUUGUCAAGGCAUGUCACGAGGGUGUAAACAAGGAGGCAGAAGCAAAGGAGGCUGUAACAGAUACCCAUGAGGUACCAAAGAAGGACAAACCUGUGGUGGUUGGAAAAGAGAAAAAAACUCCCAUGCUCGGAACCAUUCCCAAACUCCCCAGUAAAGAAAGGGAGGUGUCCACUGCUGUGGUGUUGAUAAGGGACGCAUCCAGCAAAAUGUUAUGUCCACCUCAGGAGGACUUUCCCGCUCCACUCCCAGAUCCAGCUCCUUCAGCUUCACCCGGGCCCACUUCCCUCUGUAAUAUGUCUGGCAGCAGUAGCCACUCAGUUUCUAUGUUGUUAAAGGAGAAAGGCUACCAAGCUGACAUUGGAUCAGUGGUGGGAGAUGGCCAGAAUGCAUCGGGAGGUAAAGAACUCUCAGGGAAGCAUGUGAACUCUCUGGAGAUCCCCCUUCAAACCAACUCAUGUGCAGAUGGAGGUCAGUUUGAGUCACAAAGAGAAAAGGAAUUCUCCUCCUUGUCCACCACAUCUGGCCCCACAACAGUGCCUGACAACACAGACAUCUCUACAAAGACCAAAGAAGAGGAACCUGGAAUGAAGCCUACGGUACAAGACACCGCAAAGCAAAAAUAUUCAUCUCCAGUAAGGAAGGAGCAAACGCCACCUUUCACCAAACAAAAGGAGCUAUCAGAUUUUGAAGCAGUAAAAAGAAUAGAUCCAACUUUCCCUCCAAGAUCCCCCGCUAUACGUAAAUUCAGACCUCGGGCAAUUGAGGUUAAGUCCCUGUCUAAAGAAACGCAAAAAACUGAAAUGUCAACAAAUAACCCGGGGAACAAAAGACCCCAAAGCAUAGAAGUUAAAUCUGUCAUUAAAAAUGCUCAAAAGCCAGCUGUGCCACCCAAACCGAGUUCCAAAUAUAAACCUGCAGAUGUUGGAGCAAUGCCAAAUGAUGCACAGAGACCAUCAGUGCCAUCAUCAAACGUAAAACCUCAAGGUGAGGAAAGAAUGCAAACAAUUGUAGUGUCUUCACCAACAAUCUACAGAAAAAUACCCAGUGAGUCUGCUUCAACGUCAAAUUACACGCGAAAACUAGCUGUUUCCACAGUGUCCACCUGCAAACCCCCACCAAGUAAAUCUUCUGGAAAUCCCACUUCUGAUAUUUCAAACCAGUCAACAGCAUCAUCAGAGACAGAGGCAUCUAAUGACAAAGGUCAGCGGGAGCAGCGGGAGCAGCAGCAGCAGCAGCCCGAAGCCUCACUUGAGAGCUCUCAAUGUGAGUCAUCACCCCCAACCUUAGCAACAGCUUCAGCAGGGACUGAUUUAACCUUAGCUCCAGGUCCAACUUCUGACUUGACAUCAAAUCAAGUACCUGGAUCUUCCUCAGCUACAGUGAGCCAGAUAAGCCAUCCACCUGGUAUUGAUCAAAGUACCCAACAACAGAAUCCUAGUGUGGCAUACCCUCAUGAACAACCUGUGCUGGUGACGUCUAACAAUGCAAAGGAACCUGGUCCUGCAUCCACAACAUGUGCGCCGGGAUAUAUACCUGUACAGCAGCCAUACCACAGAUCUUUGUCCAGCGAGCACUCCCAAAGGACAGAUGAGCUGCAUUUCUAUGCCUCAGAUGAUCCACCGAGCUAUGACGAAAGAGAAAGUUUCAGUCCCCUCACACUGCCAGAUUUGACUUACAGGAGGUCACAUAGGUAUCAGCCCUCCACCCGCCGUCCUCCGUGUGCCUGCAACACUGGUCUCCCACCGCCUUCUCAUCAUCAUCGCAGCCCCCGCAACCUCACCUCGCCUGCACCUCCACACUCUCCAGGCCAUGUAAUACCUUACCCAGUAGCCCAUCUCCCUCUCCGGCCCCACCAAUGCAGGUCUGAUCCUCAGUCUUUAAGCUACCAUAAUAGCUCUCCUAAGUCUAACCCUCUUGGUCCAAGCCAACCACCAGGGGUGUACCAGCCAUCUACCUGCCCUCCCCACUCUUCACUAAUCCAGCCUUGCCAUCCUGACCGUCCAUUGCAACCACCCCAACAUAUGGACUCCCGGCGCCCCCUUCUCCACCAUUCACCCCAACAUCACCCCCCAGGUGUGGCUGGACCACCGUACAGUAACCCUGGUCAUACCCACUCUCCUAUCCUUUCUCCAAUGGAUCCCCAGUAUCUGUGUGGUUCCCAGAGCCUCGGGACAUCAUGUGGUUCUGAGUAUGGCGGUGAUAGUGCGAGCCUGUACUCGGAGAGUAGCUAUGGUCAGCCACCACGCAGAGUGCUUCUGGAUCCUGAGACUGGGAAGUAUUUUUACAUCGAGAUACCUGUGCAGCCACUGAGGAAAAUGUUGUUUGAUCCAGAGACUGGCCAGUAUGUGGAAGUUCUCAUUCCCCAACAGGCAAUGUCCCACUCAGGCCUGUAUCCUCCCUCAGCAGUGCCCUAUCCACCUCUCCACAACCACAACAUGUACACUUCCACUCCACAAUUCAUGCCAUAUGCUGCUCCCCCGCCCAUAGCCCACCCCCAGGCUCAGCCUCAGCCGCCCCGUUAUCCCGAGGCAUCUGCGUCAACAACAGUGCACUCAAGCGGUGCUGGAGUCACGUAUGGGACCCCACCUAGCCAGGGGUCAAGGCCAGAGCCCCAAAGCCAUCCACCACUGGACCAGAAUUACCUUGAGAAUAUGUAUUAUGUACCAACAGGGAUGAAUGCCAGCCCCAAUCCCACCCCACCAGACUAUUACCACAAACAUCCCCCCAGUCUACCCCCAACAAGGGGGAAAAGGUCCUGAAAUAGAGGACACAGACCGCCUUCCUGGAGCCUGUUGGGUUAAAAAUACACAGCAUAUAAAGCGGCUGUCUAAUGUUAGCCUGUAAUGUUAUUUGAGUUUUCAUGUUUCAAGUGAAGACAACAGUUCUUUGGAAGCUGUUAAUUUGCUGCUGCUUGCUCUGGAAUGGGCUGCUUUGAUCAAACAAUAUUAUAAUUCUGAAGUUCAUGUAUUAGGAAACACGAAGAAA
Messenger RNA from Thalassophryne amazonica, 9368 nucleotides. RefSeq lists its product as uncharacterized. Gene Ontology annotation, cellular component: nucleoplasm. The transcript is spliced from 2 exons. The coding region runs from base 245 to 9142 and encodes 2965 amino acids. Lineage: Eukaryota; Metazoa; Chordata; Actinopteri; Batrachoidiformes; Batrachoididae. The record is from RefSeq and is a predicted model, not a curated record.